Messenger RNA from Aphanomyces astaci, 5531 nucleotides. RefSeq lists its product as hypothetical. NCBI's taxonomy places the organism in Eukaryota, Oomycota, Saprolegniomycetes, Saprolegniales, Verrucalvaceae. The record is from RefSeq and is a predicted model, not a curated record. The coding region runs from base 80 to 5473 and encodes 1797 amino acids. The transcript has 9 exons.
GUUUCAGAGAAAGGUUGUUCUACUUGAAGCGUCGGCACCCCGACGCGCCUUCUCCCCGACCGCCGUCGUUCUCUUUCCCAUGGCGACCGCCGCCACCGACGACGACGCAUCCUGCCCAGUCCUGAACCGCGUCGAGCAACAGCGCAACUUUGGUAUCGACUGCGGCGACGAGAUCCUCUUCGCGGCCGGCGCGUGGGCUCCCGGCGGCGAACACACCAAGAAGCUCCAUGUCAAGAACGUGUCCAACCGCACGCUCAAGCUCAAGUAUGAUCUGCCGCGUACCAAAUACUUCUCCAUGGAGUUCCCCGUGCUCAUCACGCUCUCUCCGGGCACCUCCCGCGUCCUGGACAUUGCGUUCCGCCCUGUGCAGUACGAAGAGUACGACGACUUUAUCCGGGUGUUGGUGCACAUCAUCGACGGCGGCGUCAAGGCCACGAGCGGGUCCUUCCGCCUUCCCGUCAAGGCGCGCAUCUCGAUGCUCCACACGGUGAUCCCAUCCGCCGGCAUCGACUUUGGCUUCUGCCCCACCGCCGACACGACCGAGUUCAAGUUUCCGCUCCACUCGACCGGCCAAAUCGACGCCACGUUCCACUGGACGCUCCCUGAUGCAGGGGAACAUGGGCGACCCUUCUCCAUCAAACCGGCGUCGGGGGAGAUCCGAGCCGGCCAGACCCUUGAAAUGACCGCGACAUUCUCGCCGCAGACCGCGUCCGUGUACGUUGUGACCGCCAGCUUUGUCGCGCAGGAACAAACCAAGAAUGAUGGUACGACCACCACCAGCAGCAACCACCACCACCGCCAACAACGCCAAGAACACAGUAUGAAAAUCAGCGGUAUUGGGAAAUAUGCGUAUUUUGCAGCGUCGGAAACCGACUUGGAAUUUGGCGAGUUGAUCGUCGGCGGUGGCUCGAGCUUAAAGCACCCCACGGACAAGGAAUUCAUCCUGCGGAAUCGGUCGCUCGUACGGGCUAGUUUCCAGAUUGUACCUGUGGAGACUGAUCACGAGCCCGUGUUCUUUUUCUCGCCUCUUCGGGGUGUUAUCCCCCCCGAAGCGUCGGUACCCAUCACCGUCAAGUACACCCCAUUAAGCCCAGGAACGUUUACCUGCGACACGUUCCGAAUUCAGACCCCCGGCGGCCAUCAUGUGACAGUGUCGUGCCGAGGCAAAGCCAUUGGACCACGGGUGUCGUUGUGGAAAAAGAACUUGGCGUCCAAUUUGAUCAAAGCCAAUUCGCUCAAUUUCAAAGACGUCCAAGUAGGUAUCAUGUCUACGCGCGUGCUCGUGCUCAAAAACGAGUCAAAUGUGGCGGCCCGAUUCAACUUUAUGGCGGCGCCCUGCGGAGUCUUCGGCAUCGACAAAGUCGCCGGCGUAGUGCCGCCGCUGCUGGAUAUGUCCAUCACGCUCACAUUUUGCCCAGAAAAUGCUGGGAAUUUCUACCGUCGGCUGUUUAUACUGGUGCAGAACCAGUCGACUAUCUAUGUGGACAUCCUGGGUACGGGCUACGACAAUGAAGUCCGACCAUCGCCCUUCCAACAAGCGCAUGUUGAUGCGUAUCGGCUGCGUUGCCAGCAUCACUGGGGCCAUCUCUCCCCCGACGGCCUCGAAACGCUGUUAGAAGAAAAGGGCGAUGCGUACUUUUUGCAAGGCGCACUUGCGAAGCAACAGAUGGGGGGCGACGAUCCCAAGUUGCUCACCAGGAGUGGUGAGUCUGUUCUGUCGGACGUGCGUAUCUGCGACGAGUUUUUCCACGUUGCUACGCACCGGAGCAACGCGAUCGUCGUGUCCGAGUCGUUGCUCGAGUUCUUUUUCGGGUCCCCCAGAGCUACGAAAUCGCUCGUGGUGACAAAUUAUACCCAGGGCAAGGUGACAUGUUUAUGGCGUGUGUCUGAAACGAACGCGUUCGAAACACCUACGUUUCGCAUCUGGCCCACAAUCUGUGACAUCGCGCCAGGGGCGUCGGCUUCGUUUACGGUCUCGUUUACCCCGACACGUGGCAACGCGUACUACUUUGCCGAGCUUGAGAGCCACGUGUUUUUUAAAUCGAACCGAACGUUUCGAUUGGUAAACCCCCAAACGCUGACACCGCCGUGGUGUGUGGUCGUGCACGCGAGUGGCCAUUCGUUUCCAACACCAAACAGCCAGUUUCUUUCAAAAGUGACGUUCGAAACAGCCAAACCCGACCUGUGUCCGUUUCCCCCAGCUUAUGUGGGCGAUUCCGUGUACGAAACGGUGUCACUGGUCAACGCGAGUGACACCCCCGCCCUCUUUUCCGUGGUCCAGGACCCAUGUCGUGUGUUUUGGGUACACCCCCCCAUGGGCCGCAUCCCCCCCAACGGUUUCCACCUCGUGCAGAUCCGUUUUACCCCCACCCACCCCCGCCGCUACGUCCACCGCCUCGUCACAAUUGUGAACUUUGUCACACAUGUGACAUUGGAGCUCACGGGGACGGGGGCCCGCCCCCAAUUAGUGUGUGUGGACAACCUACAUACCCGCAGCCCCGUCGACACCGUGUAUAUCAAGCCAACUGCCACAGGGUUAGCGUCCACGAGGCUCUUUUACCUGCACAACACAUCGCGCGUACCCCUAGUGUUUCGGUGGCAAGUGCCUCAAGCGUUGCACUCGACGUUUCACCUGUCCCCACUCGUGUAUCGCCUGAACGGGAACGAAACGGCCGCGAUUACAUGUAUAUUCUCGCCAUCCCAGCUUAAACAGUACAACCAGCGCAUCUCCGUCCAUGUCAAGAGCAUUUUGAACGAGAAGCCGGCGGUAUCCGGAUACCCCAUGAGCCAGGACACAUCCGUAAAGCUCGUCGGCGUCGGCACGUCUGGCGCCAUCUCGUUCGACCCGCCGUCGAUCCAACUCCCCACGGUGCUCGUAAACUCGCGUAUGGCCAUCUCGUUUCACAUUCUCAACUCUUCCGACUGCGAUUUGAUCUACCAUCUCCACGUAAUUCGCCGCCGUGACGUGGCAGCCUCCCAAAGUACAACAAAUGAACAAGGCGACGAUCUGACAUGCCAGUUUAUAUCGUUUUCGAAACCAAGCGGAACCCUCGGCGCGCGAUCCCAGCAAUCCGUCGAGCUCACGUUCCAAGCCAAUGUAGCUGGCAUUUUUGCCUACAAGAUUUCGUGCGCCGUGUCGUCUGCCCCCGUCGAGCCCUCUCUACAUGCCGCCGCCGCCGCCGAUGGCACUUGUUUUCACAUGGAUGUGGAUGCCAGCGCGUCGUUUCCCUCGCUUGUUAUCGAAGACCUCCGUGUCCUUCGUACACCUACGUCGACUGCAUGGACCCAGUUUCAAGUACCAGCUUUGAAUGCAUUCUUAGCCGCGCCACUGACCCAACACGAAGUCGAUUUCAACGCCGAGAGCAGCCCAGACAUGACCACGCUGUCCAGUUUUCACAUGCAGUUUACGCCUGCGACAGAGGGCACGCCGUCGCAGGUGGCGUACGUGCAACUGCGCAACCCUGGCUCACUCGUUGUCGCAUAUCGUAUCUAUUACCCCAGCGAAACUGACGUCGAACUUGAGCGAUGGGCAGAUAGAGGGGAACCCACCGCGAAUGAACUGCGCCAAAAUAUCAUUGUUGACUCGAAACUGUUUACCAUCUCGCCUCGGUCUGGUGUACUGCAACCCCACGAAACGCUAGUUCUGAGCUUGUCGUACUCGUACGAAUCCUUGCAAUACGACGGUAUCCACGAUCUAUCUGUCGUGUUGAACGUAUCCCAAGGCAAGAAACUCACACUAAUUCUGCACGGGCGGACGCUGCCUGUAUCGUCACCUCUCCUCUUCCUUCCGUCGGAUGUGUGUGUGCUGCACCCGGUGCAGGUGGGGCAGAGCAUGCGGAGCACGUACCCAUUGGCCAAACCGUGCACCCAACAGAUCCCCGUCUUCAACUGCGGCGACCAGCCGUUGCAAGUGGACAUAGACGACAGUUCAUGGAGCGUUCUGAACGCCCGCCAGUUCAAUUUUCCCAUCUUGGAGUGCCGUACGAGUCGCGUGGUGGUGCCGGCGCAUGCGACAGCGUUCAUCGACGUCGACUUUUGCCCGCUCCAAGACAUUACGUACUCAUCCGAGCUCCGUUUGUAUGCGACAGCGUUACACUCGGAGAACACGUACGAACAGUCCACAACCAUCUCGGUAGUCGCGAGGGGGUACACAGCGCCGCUUACAUUUCCCCAUAUGCACUUGUCGGCAACGACGGGCGGCCCGCCAUCGACUUCACAAUUAUUGGCGCAUUCAUCCUCCUCCUCCGCGGCGUUGCUGAGCCACGAUCGCGUCGACUUUGGCCUGGUCUGCGUACACACUGACAACGUGCAGCUGGUCACGUUAACGAAUACAAGCUGUACAGCUACGGUCGGGUUUACCUGGGAUCAAGGGCAUCCACUGGUCGUGUCCAAGAAGGUGCUAUGUAUGCCGAGCCAGGGCCAGCUACUGCCGCUCCAGCAUGUCCUGAUUAGGAUCGUCGUGCGCCCCCACAUUGAUCUGAUGGUUAUUGACCAUGAUAUUGCAUGCUGGAUUCGGGUCCUCUCCGAAGGACGAGGCGGCGACGACGAUGUGUCAGCACCUACCAGGAUGACCAAUCAGUUUAACACCACUUUGCAGUCGCUUACGACCACGCCCAGCACGACGUUCGAGUACCCGUCGCCGUCCACACACGGCAAUGGGGCGAGUACUACUACUACUACUAGUGGGGUUACUAGACCGAGUGUGAUCACCCGCUCGACCGUGUCGUCUCGAUCGCACACGAAUCGCACUAGUAAUACUACUAGUAGCCCCACGACAACCUCCACACCAACAACAACGACUUUGAGUGUAAAGCACCAGCCCGAUGCUAAGCGCGGGGCAAAUAGUAGCAAUAAUCGUGCUCCUUCUACCUCGGGCAGCCAAAAACACAAGGGGUGGAGACUGCCGUUUCACAGGUCUGAAGUGCCCCCAACUACCCCCAUCCCCCCCCCAGACCCAGUAUAUCUCCAUAUAUUUGCCUAUGUCGUGCCCGUGGAAUUCUAUCGCCAGCAAAUCCCACCCGAAACCUACCGCCGGAGUCCCUUGCCAUUGCCUACAAACGAUGUAUCGUAUGCCGAUUCGAUAGCAACUUUGCGGCAAAAGUGGGGAUAUCACGACCCGAAAAUGGCAAAACAAAGUCGAACGGUGCUUGAAGCCGUGCUGAGCUAUUUGGUCACGGAGGUGUUAAACUCGGGCGCUGUCACCGAGGCCAUGGCCGAACUGCCGUUGGAGCCCCCGACCCCUGUAUUUGUCCAAUUUAACAGUACGAAACGAGCGGCGAAAGCCAGUCGACUCUGCGACGACGUUAAGCGCCUGACGGCAACUGUCCUCGAGAACACCAUGUUCAAUUUGAUCCAAGAAAUUGCAUGUGGCGAGUUUGAUCUGACCUGCCUGCCCAAGCAACUCGUGUUUCACACCCCAGACCACGACGACGACAAUGAUACCGUCGAAACAAUCCAGGAAGAUAGAGAAUAAAUAAUACUAUGUGGUAUUAUAAGAUAGAGAAUAAAUACAGUAAUAUUGUGCUUUUCAC